AUGAAAUUCGAGAAUUUAAAUCAAGAGAAUCUAGAAGAGAGAAGUGAUGGAUUAAGUUUUUCAAAAUUUGAGAAAUCGAAUAAUUCUUGUCAGUUUUUCAUUGUGAUUGAACUAUUGCAAAGAAUAUUUCAGAAUCAGCAAGAACCUAAUGAUCUUCGAGAAUCUCUCAUCUAUUUAGAGCAAGAUUUGUGGAUGGCUUGUGCGAAUUUUGAAUAUCUAGAAGAAUAUUGUAGAGACAAGAUCGAUAAUGCAUAUUUCCAAAUAGAAUUGGGCGGGUAA
Molecule: messenger RNA, 279 nt
Organism: Diversispora eburnea
Lineage: Eukaryota; Fungi; Glomeromycota; Glomeromycetes; Diversisporales; Diversisporaceae
Source: the annotation of a GenBank genome assembly